Molecule: messenger RNA, 4473 nt
Organism: Eublepharis macularius
Lineage: Eukaryota; Metazoa; Chordata; Lepidosauria; Squamata; Eublepharidae
Exons: 2
Biological process (GO): DNA integration; virion assembly; proteolysis
Molecular function (GO): RNA-DNA hybrid ribonuclease activity; aspartic-type endopeptidase activity; nucleic acid binding
Source: RefSeq, a predicted model, not a curated record
AUGUCUCCCCCGCCCUAUGUGCCUGAGGAAGAAAGUGGAAGGACAACCCCGCCAGUGACGCAGUCGCAGGCGCAGAAAAAGCAGGCUGAGGAAGAAGCUGCAGGAGAGGAGGAGAUUCAGAUGCCACCAUUAGAAGGAGAGGCCACUAAUACUUGCCCCUUAAGGGAGACCGUGGACCCUAGAACAGGAGCAACCCAGCUAAUUUAUCAACCAUUCACCACCACUGAUUUAUACAAUUGGAAGACCCAGACCCCUUCAUUCUCGGAACAGCCUGAGCCAGUGACCACCUUAUUUGGGUCAAUCAUUAAUAGCCACCAGCCAUCCUGGCAGGACUGCAAUCAGCUCCUGAUCAUAUUCUUUAAUACUGAGGAGCGUAAGCGUAUAAUUCAGGGGGCAAAGAAAUGGUUGUUAACUUUUAAAAAGGAUGGUGAAGAUGAUGAAACAAUAUUAAAGGCUGCUUUCCCAGUAGAAGAUCCAGUGUGGGAACCAAAUAAUAAGGACCAUAAGGAUAGAUUGGCUAUAUACCAACAGGCUAUACUGAAAGGAAUACAGGCGGCAGGGAAGAAAGCAACAGAUAUGCGUAAGAUACAGGAAUGCCAUCAAAAACCUAAUGAGCCUCCCGGGGCAUUUUUAGAGAGAAUUUACGAAACUUACCAGCAAUACACGCCAUUUGACCCAGAGGCAGAGGAGAAUAAACGGAUGGUUCUUACCACCUUUGUCAGCCUGGCAGCAGGGGAUAUAAGAAGGAAACUACAGAAGCAAGAUGGCUUCCUAGGCAUGAAUAUAGAGCAGAUCCUGGAGAUAGCACAUAAGACUUUUAUUAACAGGGAACAGGAAGAAAGGAGGCAAAGUGAGAGGAAGAUGAAGAAGAAAGCAGAGUUGUUAGCAGAGCCCAUGGUCGAAAUUUCUGUAGGCGGCCAAAACAUAUCUUUCCUGGUAGAUACAGGGGCCGAACAUUCAGUUGUAACACAGCCAGUGGCCCCAAUCACAGGAAAAACAAUAGUUGUAAGGGGGGCAAUAGGGGCUAGCUAGAGACAACCUUUCCUGGCUGCCCGGACUUGUAAUCUUGGCUCACAUGUUGUGCACCACCAGUUUUUAUAUGUGCCCCAGUGCCCUGUCCCAUUGCUAGGCCGAGACCUGCUGUCUAAAUUGCGGGCUACCAUUUCAUUUGAAAAACCAGAAGAUGUGACCCUAGGAAUCAGCUCGCCUGCUAUGAGUUCCAUAGAUACAGGAGCAUACGUAUUAGAGUGCCCUCUAGAGGAAGAAUGGAGGCUCUACCAGCUUAGGGGCAGUGAACAAUCACCUUCACUCUCACAGGAAUGGAAUCGAUUUCCAGGGGUCUGGGCAGAAGACAAUCCUCCAGGAUUGGCAAGGCUCCAUACCCCUAUAGUAGUCCAGAAAGAACCUGGAGCCCAACCCAUCCAUAUAAGACAAUAUCGUCUUCCUACUGCAGCAAUACAGGGCAUACAGAAACAUCUAGACCACCUCCUCAAGUAUGGCAUCCUAAAGGAGUGUCAGUCUCCCUGGAACACCCCCUUGCUGCCAGUCCAGAAGCCAGGAGGGGAUUAUAGGCCAGUGCAAGAUCUGCGGGCAGUUAACCAACGAACUGUAACAAUCCACCCUACGGUGCCUAACCCCUACACUUUGUUAGGCCUUGUCCUGCAGAGGGCGAGCUACUUUAGUGUUUUGGACCUCAAAGACGCAUUUUUCUGUCUGAGGCUCGCCCCUGUUAGCCAGCCCCUUUUUGCCUUCCAAUGGGAAGAUCAGCAUACAGGUCGUAAGUUACAGUAUACCUGGACAAGGCUUCCCCAAGGCUUCAAGAAUAGCCCUGUGUUGUUUGGCCAAGCAUUGGCCCAAGACUUAGCUCAUUUUCCCCUUUACCCUGAACAAGGGGUGUUGCUGCAAUACGUUGAUGACUUGAUGGUGGUAGAAGUGGGAUGGGAGGCAUGCUAUGAAGCUACCCAGAAGUUAUUUGAAGUCCUCCAUGAGGCAGGCUAUAAAGUGUCUCAGAAGAAAGCCCAGUUAUGUCAGCCCCAAGUAAAGUAUUUAGGCUUUGAAAUAUCAGAAGGAACCAGAUCCCUGGGACAUGAGCGUAAGGAAGCUGUUUGUUCCAUUCCAGAACCCAAGUCCCGUAGGUGUGUGAGGGAGUUCCUAGGAUCUGCAGGUUAUUGUCGGAUAUGGAUUCCUAAUUUUGCUGAGAUAGCACGACCACUAUAUGAAGCCACAAAGGGGGGAGAACACGACCCAUUCUUAUGGGGAGAAGAGCAGAGGCAAGCUUUCAGAACUUUAAAGCAACAACUAUUAGAGGCCCCAGCUCUUGGUCUGCCAGAUCUUAUGAAGCCUUUCUGUCUUUUUGUGCAUGAGCGAAACGGCACUGCAGCAGGAGUAUUAACUCAGAGUUUGGGAAAUUGGGAACGACCUGUAGCCUACCUGUCAAAACAGUUGGAUGUUGUGGCAAAAGGCUGGCCAGGCUGCCUCCGUGCAGUAGCAGCCACAGCAGAGCUAGUUAAAGAUUCACAGAAGCUUACCUUAGGACAGAAGGUCUGUGUUAAGGUUCCCCAUUCAGUACUUGCCUUGAUGGACUAUAGGGGGAGCUAUUGGUUCACAAAUGUUCGCAUGACUCGAUAUCAGGGGCUUUUGUGCGAGAACCCACAGGUUGAGAUCGGGGUGAUUAGUGCCCUUAACCCAGCGUCACUACUCCCUGUUAGUGAUGAAUGUCCAGAACAUGACUGUCUCCAGACUAUGGACGAAGUAUAUUCUAGUCGGAAGGACUUGACUGAUGUUCCCAUGCCAAACGCAGAUAUAGAUUAUUUUACUGAUGGCAGCAGUUUUGUUGACCAGGGAAUAAGACGUGCGGGGUAUGCUGUUGUCACUCAUGUGAAAGUCAUUGAGGCCAAGCCCCUACCUGCUAAUACCUCUGCCCAAAAGGCGGAACUCAUUGCCUUAACAAGGGCCCUUCAACUGGCCGAAGGAUUAAAGGUUAAUGUCUGGACUGACUCAAAAUACGCUUUCCUUACUCUGCAUGCUCAUGGAGCACUAUAUAAAGAGAAAGGCCUUAUCACUGCCUCUGGGAAGGGAAUUAAGAAUGGCCCUGAAAUUCUGCAGUUGCUUCAGGCUGUCCAUGCCCCACUGAAAGUAGCAGUGAUGCAUUGUCGGACACACCAGAAACCAUUAAGUCCUGUAGCUAGGGGAAACCGGCGGGCAGAUGAGGCUGCAAAGGCGGCCGCUAGGGAAGAAUAUUUGCAACCGUCUCCUCUUCAAUGCCCUGUAUUUCAAGUCCGAGUGUCCGAAUGGACCCCUAAAUACUCUCAAGAGGAGGAAGAUUGGGCCAGUACACAGAAUGUCCAGCGACAACAUGGAUGGCUCCAGUUCCCUGAUGGGAGGCUCUUUGUACCAGAGUCAGUUGCUCAUGCUAUAGUGCGGAUUGCCCAUGAAGCCACACAUUAUGGAAAAUCUGUGUUAGCUGAACUGUUAAACAGGGACUUGUACAUCGCUAAGUUGCAUGGACUGUGUGCGGCAGUGUCUAGAAGUUGCGUUGUCUGUGCCAGAAAUAACCCCCGACAAGGGCCAGGUCCUCCUCCUGGUUUCCAGCCCCCUGGGUCUCUGCCGUUUCAAUCGCUGGUAGUAGAUUUCACUGAAUUACCACUGUGCCAGGUCUUUCGAUAUCUGUUGGUGUUCGUAGAUUCCUAUUCUGGGUGGGUAGAAGCAUUUCCCACAAAGACUGAGAAGGCAGGGGAAGUUAUCAGGUGCCUGAUUCAGGAAAUUAUUUGUAGGUGGGGCCUGCCAGCCAUAAUCGGGAGUGACAACGGCCCAAGUUUUAUUGACAAAAUAGUCCAAGGUGUGUCUAGGUUGUUAGGAAUCCGAUGGAAGUUGCACACAGCAUACAGACCUCAAAGUAGUGGUCAAGUGGAAAGAAUGAAUAGGACCCUUAAAACUCAAUUAGCAAAAGUCUGUCAGGAAACUGGUCUGCAGUGGCCACAGGCCCUGCCCAUAGUUCUUUUUCAAGUCCGUUGCCAGCCAAAUAAGCGUACAAAACUGUCCCCAUUUGAACUGAUGUUUGGCAGGCCAGCCCCUAUUUUGUAAGGUAUAACUGGAGACCCCUGUCAGCUAGGAGAUUUGGUGCUCAGGGAACAAGUUAUGGCACUGGGUAAAACGUUACAGCAAUUACGGAAGUAUGUAGGGGAACAACAGCCCCUCCCUGUGUUUAACCCAGUGCAUAAGUAUCAACCAGGGGAUGAGGUUUGGGUGAAAGACUGGCGUGUAACUCCCCUGGGGCCUAAAUGGAGGGGUCCAUAUGUUGUUUUACUAGCCACCCCCACAGCAGUCAAGGUAGAAGGCAUUGCAGCAUGGGUUCACUGGACUAAUGUUAAACCAGCUGCUGUGCCUUGGGUUUCAGAGGCUCAUCCAGAUGAUCCUCUUCGCCUCCACCUGAAGAGAAUACCCUCUGGAUCCAGGCCUACUGGGAACAGCUAG